CUCUCCAAGUACUCAACAUGUUCAUGGCGUCACGCGUCUCUCUCUCCCGUUCGAUCCACGUAAUUCUAAAACGCCCUUAUUUUUCCCAUAUUGCCCCCAAUAAAUUUCCAAAAUCCCAUUUCUGCCCUCUGUGGUCCUCUUCUUUCUCCUUCUGCCUCCAAUCUCUACAUAUUUCCACUCCUCUCUCUGUCUUACCUUCACACUUGCUCGCUUAUUGCUAUUCUUCACUCUCCCCUCCUACAAUGGCUGCUUCUGUUGAGAAUCUCCACGCCAAUCCUCUCUUACAGGACUUUGAAUUCCCUCCCUUUGAUGUUGUCGAUGCUAAACAUGUUCGACCUGGGAUUCGUGCUCUGUUAAAGAAGCUUGAGACUGAUUUGGAAGAAUUGGAGAGAACAGUGGAACCAUCAUGGCCAAGGUUGGUGGAGCCAUUGGAAAAGAUUAUAGAUCAGUUGACUGUUGUUUGGGGGGUCAUUAAUCAUCUUAAGGCUGUUAAGGAUACACCUGAUCUCCGUGCUGCAAUUGAAGAAGUCCAGCCAGAAAAAGUCAAGUUUCAGCUUAGGUUGGGACAAAGUAAACCAAUUUACAAUGCAUUUAAGGCUAUCCAAGACUCUUCUCAAUGGCAGUCACUAAGUAAUGCUCAGAAACGUAUAGUGGAAUCCCAAAUAAAGGAGGCUGUUCUUAAUGGUGUUGCUCUUGAAGAUGAUAAAAGGGAAGAAUUCAACAAAAUUGAACAGGAACUGGAAAAGCUAUCUCAAAAGUUUGGAGAGAAUGUAUUGGAUGCCACUAAGAAAUUUGAAAAACUCAUUACCGACAAAAAAGAAAUUGAAGGGUUGCCUGCUACAGCUCUUGCAUUGGCUGCACAGACAGCAACGUCUAAGGGGCACAAAGAAGCAACAUCUGAGAAUGGACCAUGGAUAAUUACAUUGGAUGCACCAAGUUUUAUGCCUGUCAUGCAACAUGCUAAAAACCGUGAUUUGCGUGAAGAAGUCUACCGUGCUUAUGUAACUCGUGCUUCAACUGGUGAUCUGGAUAAUACACCUAUUAUUGACCAAAUAUUAAAGCUUAGACAGGAAAAAGCUAGGCUUCUCAAUUAUAGCAACUAUGCUGAGGUAAGCAUGGCAACAAAAAUGGCGAGUGUUCAGAAGGCAGAAGAGCUCUUAGAAAAGCUACGCGCAGCUUCUUGGGAUGCUGCAGUGCAAGAUAUGGAGGACCUUGAAAUUUUUGCCAAAAAUCAAGGUGCAAUAGAAGCAAAUGAUUUAAAUCACUGGGAUAUUAACUUCUGGGCUGAGAGACUUCGUGAGUCAAGAUAUGAUAUUAAUGAGGAAGAACUACGGCCAUAUUUUUCAUUGCCAAAGGUUAUGGAUGGCCUUUUCAAUCUCGCAAAGAUGCUUUUUGGAAUUCAUGUUGGACCAGCUGAUGGUUUAGCUCCUGUUUGGAACAAUGACAUUAGAUUCUAUUGUGUUAAGGAUUCCUCUGGUUGUCCAAUUGCAUACUUCUAUUUCGACCCAUACUCUCGUCCAUCUGAGAAAAGAGGAGGUGCAUGGAUGGAUGAGGUUGUUAGUAGAAGUCGGGUUCUGUCACGCAAUGGUACUGUGCCAAGGUUGCCUAUUGCCCACAUGGUGUGCAAUCAAACACCACCAGUUGGAGACAAACCAAGCCUUAUGACUUUUCGGGAGGUUGAAACUGUCUUCCAUGAAUUUGGUCAUGCCCUUCAGCAUAUGCUGACCAAGCAAGAUGAAGGUCUUGUUGCUGGAAUUCGAGGAAUAGAGUGGGAUGCUGUUGAAUUGCCCUCACAGUUCAUGGAAAAUUGGUGUUAUCACAGGGAAACCUUGAUGGGCAUUGCAAAGCACUAUGUGACUGGGGAGACUCUCCCAGAAGACAUAUAUUUGAAGCUCCUUGCUGCAAGGACUUUCCGUGCAGGUUCCCUUAGUCUUCGUCAGUUGAGAUUUGCCUGUGUAGACUUGGAGUUACACACAAGGUAUAUACCUGGUGGGUCAGAGACCAUCUUUGAUGUUGAUCAAAGGGUGUCUAAGAGGACACAAGUGAUCGCGCCGCUGCCUGAAGAUAGAUUCCUUUGUAGUUUUAGCCAUAUUUUUGCAGGUGGAUAUGCAGCUGGAUACUACAGUUAUAAGUGGGCGGAGGUUCUAUCUGCAGAUGCUUUCUCAGCUUUCGAGGAUGCUGGAUUGGAUGACAGCAAGGCUGUCAAGGAAACAGGACACAGAUUCCGGGAGACAGUUCUUGCUCUUGGAGGUGGAAAGGCACCAUUAGAGGUUUUUGUGGAGUUCCGUGGACGUGAACCUUCACCGGAGGCACUGCUCCGACAUAAUGGUUUAUUACCAGUUAUAGCUUCAGCAUGAGUUCUACUGAUCAUCUGUAUUCUGACAGUGUAGAACGUUUCUAAGUGGUCGUCAGGCUAUUGAAUGCUGCGCUGUGAACUGAUCAUUAUGGGUUAAAUUCAGAAAGCAAAUUGCCUGUGAUUUGCUAGGGACCUAUGGCAAUCGUCCAAAUCCUUGUUUAGUUCAGUUGGUAAAUUUAAGAUGUACAAGACCUUGAAAAUAACAGCAAUGAAAUAAAAAUUUCCCCUCAAA
This is a messenger RNA of Manihot esculenta (cassava), 2588 nucleotides long. Its product is annotated as probable cytosolic oligopeptidase A. The transcript is spliced from 17 exons. Lineage: Eukaryota; Viridiplantae; Streptophyta; Magnoliopsida; Malpighiales; Euphorbiaceae. Gene Ontology annotation, molecular function: metalloendopeptidase activity. The record is from RefSeq and is a predicted model, not a curated record. Gene Ontology annotation, cellular component: chloroplast. Gene Ontology annotation, biological process: peptide metabolic process; proteolysis. The coding region runs from base 18 to 2357 and encodes 779 amino acids.